AUGGCGCUCAACGAUGAGGUUGUAGCACUUGUUGUGGACAAUGGCAGCGGUGUGUGCAAGGCUGGCUUUUCCGGUGACGACGCACCGCGGUCAGUGUUCCCGUCCAUCAUCGGCCGGCCCAAGAUGCCUGGGAUCAUGGUCGGCAUGGACAUAAAAGACCUCUGCGUGGGGGAUGAGGCGCAGACCAAGAGGGGUGUGCUCACGCUGAAGUAUCCCAUCGAGCAUGGCAUCGUGACAAACUGGGAUGAUAUGGAAUCUUUGCUGCCGCUGGCAUGGUUCUACAACGAGCUGCGGUGCUCACCGGAAGAGCAUCCAGUGCUCUUGACAGAAGCGCCAUUGAAUCCCAAGGCUAACCGAGAGCGAAUGACGCAAAUCAUGUUCGAGACCUUCAACGUUCCAGCCAUGUACGUCGCCAUCCAAGCCGUGCUGUCCUUGUAUUCUUCUGGCCGAACCACGGGCAUUGUGAUGGACAGCGGUGAUGGCGUCAGCCACACGGUGCCCAUCUACGAGGGCUAUGCGCUACCCCAUGCCAUCCUGCGAUUGGAUCUGGCUGGCCGUGAUCUCACGGAGUACAUGAUGAAGAUCCUCACGGAACGAGGCUACGCUUUCACCACCACUGCAGAGAGGGAGAUCGUGCGCGACAUGAAAGAAAAGCUUUGCUACGUUGCGAUCGACUUCGACAGUGAGAUGAAGGCUUCCUCCGAAAGUAGCGACAAGGAGAAGACGUAUGAGUUGCCAGAUGGAAACAUCGCCACAGUGGGCAAUGAGCGUUUCCGCUGUGCCGAGGUUCUUUUUCAACCAAGCUUUGUGGGCAAGGAGGCCAUGGGCAUCCAUGACACAACCUUUCAGUCCAUCAUGAAAUGCGAUGUGGAUAUCAGGCGAGAUUUGUACGCCAACAUUGUGCUCUCAGGUGGCACGACCAUGUUCCCGGGCAUCGGAGAGCGCAUGACCAAGGAGCUGACUGCACUUGCGCCCGCCACCAUGAAGAUCAAGGUUGUGGCCCCGCCUGAGCGAAAGUACAGUGUGUGGAUUGGCGGAUCCAUUCUGUCCUCUCUGAGCACCUUCCAGCAGAUGUGGAUCUCCAAGGGGGAGUACGACGAGAGUGUCGCCAUGGCUCUCAACGAUGAGGUUGUAGCACUUGUUGUGGACAAUGGCAGCGGUGUGUGCAAGGCUGGCUUUUCCGGUGACGACGCACCGCGGUCAGUGUUCCCGUCCAUCAUCGGCCGGCCCAAGAUGCCUGGGAUCAUGGUCGGCAUGGACAUGAAAGACCACUGCGUAGGGGACGAGGCGCAGACCAAGAGGGGCGUGCUCACGCUGAAGUAUCCCAUCGAGCAUGGCAUCGUGACAAACUGGGACGAUAUGGAAUCUUUGCUGCCGCUGGCACGGUUCUACAACGAGCUGCGGUGCUCACCCGAAGAGCAUCCAGUGCUCUUGACAGAAGCGCCGUUGAAUCCCAAGGCCAACCGAGAGCGAAUGACGCAGAUCAUGUUUGAGACCUUCAACGUUCCAGCCAUGUACGUCGCCAUCCAAGCCGUGCUGUCCUUGUAUUCUUCUGGCCGAACCACGGGCAUUGUCAUGGACAGCGGUGAUGGCGUCAGCCACACGGUGCCCAUCUACGAGGGCUAUGCGCUACCCCAUGCCAUCCUGCGAUUGGAUCUGGCUGGCCGUGAUCUCACGGAGUACAUGAUGAAGAUCCUCACGGAACGAGGCUACGCUUUCACCACCACUGCAGAGAGGGAGAUCGUGCGCGACAUGAAAGAAAAGCUUUGCUACGUUGCGAUCGACUUCGACAGUGAGAUGAAGGCUUCCUCCGAAAGUAGCGACAAGGAGAAGACGUAUGAGUUGCCAGAUGGAAACAUCGCCACAGUGGGCGAUGAGCGUUUCCGCUGUGCCGAGGUUCUUUUUCAACCAAGCUUUGUGGGCAAGGAGGCCAUGGGCAUCCAUGACACAACCUUUCAGUCCAUCAUGAAAUGCGAUGUGGAUAUCAGGCGAGAUCUGUACGCCAACAUUGUGCUCUCAGGUGGCACGACCAUGUUCCCGGGCAUCGGAGAGCGCAUGACCAAGGAGCUGACUGCACUUGCGCCCGCCACCAUGAAGAUCAAGGUUGUGGCCCCGCCUGAGCGAAAGUACAGUGUGUGGAUUGGCGGAUCCAUUCUGUCCUCUCUGAGCACCUUCCAGCAGAUGUGGAUCUCCAAGGGGGAGUACGACGAGAGUGGCCCCACCAUCGUCCAUCGCAAGUGCUUUUGA
Molecule: messenger RNA, 2247 nt
Organism: Effrenium voratum
Lineage: Eukaryota; Dinophyceae; Suessiales; Symbiodiniaceae
Source: the annotation of a GenBank genome assembly